AUGCUUGUGCACUAUACCGGAAAUGUAUUGAGUGCUUCACGUGUGUCGGGUGAUGACCAGAUAUGUUCUUCAACAGAGUUAUGGAAGAUGAAGGAUGACAUGAAGAAAUGCUGCGGCGUAAGCAAAAGUCAAUAUAGGAAAUUCGAUUCAAUUGAAUUUAUACAUUUCAAUGUUCGAGUAUGGAAGGGCUGUCAAAAGGUCGGCGAGACGGAAUCACUUCAGAGAUCAGUCUGA
Messenger RNA from Sclerotinia sclerotiorum 1980 UF-70, 234 nucleotides. RefSeq lists its product with no specific name. Bases 1 to 234 code for a protein of 77 amino acids. Lineage: Eukaryota; Fungi; Ascomycota; Leotiomycetes; Helotiales; Sclerotiniaceae. The transcript has 3 exons. The record is from RefSeq and is a predicted model, not a curated record.